AUGUUGUCAAGACGUCUCUUGUUUUCUGUUGUGUGCAAGCCACAACAAUUCUCUCUCUUUGCUUCGCAAGCUGCUUCCUAUCAUACCAUCAGAUCAUUGAAUGCUGCUGAUCAAGCCUCAGCUGCACCAAAAUUCAAUGUUGAAAUGUUAUUAAAGGAACAAAAAGAAAAGCAACGUUUGAAGGAGUUGGAAAAGAAGCUUCAACGGGAGCAAGCAGCAAAAUUGAAGGCCCAAAGACAAAAGUCAAAGGAGAGACUUGCUUUGGCUGCUCAAAAGCAAGCUGAAAAGCAAAAGCAAGCCAAUAUGAGAAAGAAGGAUCCAAACGCUCCAAAGAGAGCCUUGACUCCAUUGUUGUGGUACACUACUCGCAACUUUGUUGCUGUUCAAAACGAAUUGACUCAAAAUGGAACCAUCACAACUGAGACUCAAUCGAAAUUUACUGUGGUUCAACGUGAAUUGAAGAAGAGAUGGGAUGCUUUGGGUGAGGAAGAAAAGUCUGCCUAUGUCGAUUUGGCUGCUCAAGACAAGGCCCGUUAUCACAGAGAGAUGGGUGCUUACAAAAGAAGAAAGCAAGCAAAUAGAAGACCAAUCUCCUCUUAUUUACGUUUCUACAAUGAUGUCAGAGAAACAUUGAAGAAGGAAUUCCCUGAUGCUAAGGUUACUGAAUUGAGCAAGGUUGCUGGUCAAAGAUGGAGAGAAUUGGAUGCCAAGUCCAAGCAAAAGUAUGUUGAUGAAUAUCAAGAAGAAAUGGAAAGAUGGGAAGAGGAACAUGGAGAAAAAAUGUAUUAA
Molecule: messenger RNA, 789 nt
Organism: Naegleria lovaniensis
Lineage: Eukaryota; Heterolobosea; Eutetramitea; Acrasida; Naegleriidae
Exons: 1
Coding region: 1-789 (262 amino acids)
Source: RefSeq, a predicted model, not a curated record